CCGCAGCCGUUAAUGUUGGUCGACGCAGGGGUGUGUUGUCAUCAUACGUAAAAAAGGGGAGUCAAUCGAUAAAUUAGCGAAUGAAAAAAAGAUAAAUUGUAGAGAAAUUUGUGUGGCCUAGUGGAUUCCUGUGGAAAAUUAAUUUAAGAUUAAAUCAAAGUAAAUUUUAAUUUUGAGCAAAAAAAUUUUAUAAAAAAAUGAUCGGUGGUUUGUUUGUAUACAACCACAAAGGCGAAGUUCUAAUUAGUCGGGUCUAUCGAGAUGAUAUCGGCCGCAAUGCAGUGGAUGCGUUCCGAGUCAACGUCAUCCACGCUCGCCAGCAAGUACGAUCUCCAGUAACUAAUAUAGCUAGGACAAGUUUUUUUCAUAUAAAGCGUGCCAAUAUUUGGUUGGCUGCAGUGACCAAACAAAAUGUAAAUGCUGCCAUGGUUUUUGAAUUUUUACUGAAGAUCAUUGAGGUCAUGCAAUCGUAUUUUGGUAAAAUUUCGGAGGAAAAUAUAAAGAACAACUUUGUUCUAAUUUAUGAAUUGCUGGAUGAAAUUCUUGAUUUUGGUUACCCUCAAAAUACUGAUUCCGGUACUCUGAAGACAUUUAUUACUCAACAAGGAAUCAAGUCAGCAACGAAAGAAGAGCAGAUGCAAAUUACUUCUCAAGUUACUGGACAGAUUGGUUGGCGACGUGAAGGCAUUAAAUAUCGUCGCAAUGAACUCUUUUUAGAUGUUUUGGAAUAUGUCAACUUGCUUAUGAGCCCUCAAGGUCAAGUGUUGUCUGCUCAUGUAGCUGGUCGCGUUGUUAUGAAGUCCUAUUUAUCAGGCAUGCCGGAAUGUAAAUUUGGCAUUAACGACAAAAUUGUAAUGGAAUCGAGAGGACGUGGACUAUCUGGAAAUUCUGAAGCCGAAACAUCUCGUUCUGGCAAACCAGUUGUCGUAAUUGACGAUUGUCAAUUCCAUCAGUGUGUUAAAUUGAGUAAAUUUGAAACAGAACACUCCAUAAGUUUUAUACCGCCGGACGGUGAAUUCGAAUUGAUGCGUUAUCGUACAACAAAAGAUAUAUCGUUACCAUUCCGCGUUAUACCACUAGUUCGAGAGGUGGGACGCACUAAAAUGGAAGUUAAAGUUGUUUUGAAGUCGAACUUUAAGCCAUCGCUAUUAGGACAGAAAAUUGAAGUGAAAAUUCCAACGCCCCUUAAUACAUCCGGUGUUCAAUUGAUUUGUCUGAAAGGAAAAGCUAAAUACAAGGCAUCUGAAAAUGCCAUUGUAUGGAAGAUCAAACGCAUGGCAGGCAUGAAAGAAACCCAAUUGUCGGCUGAAAUUGAACUUCUUGAAACAGACACUAAAAAGAAAUGGACUCGACCACCAAUAUCUAUGAAUUUUGAAGUUCCAUUUGCUCCGUCUGGAUUUAAAGUUCGUUAUCUUAAAGUAUUUGAGCCCAAAUUGAAUUAUUCUGACCACGACGUUGUAAAAUGGGUUCGUUAUAUCGGACGCAGUGGUCUUUACGAAACACGUUGUUAAAUGUAGCCUCCUAGUUGUAACCUAGUUGCAUACAUUCAAGUUAUUGUAUGUUGAAAAACUCAUUAACAAUACUUAUAUUUGCAUUACCAACAAAUCGGCAAGUUCAACAUGUUAAAAAAUCCACAAAAGAAAUUUAUUUUUACCAAUUUGAAAAAUUGGAAAAGAAAAUGUAAUAUGUAAUUCCAAUAAUAUAUACAAUAUACAAUCUACCACAUAACUGUAUUAGUUAAUAUGUAUUUCUAAUUUCUAAAAAUUCCCCUACUCUCGCUAUCUUAUGUUUGCUUUUUAAUUUUCGGGAACAUUUAACGUAUUUUGUGUUUUUAUAAAUUAUUUUUCUUAUCUUAUAUAAAACCAUAUUUGAAUAUUUCGCAUCUUAACGCUGUAGAUGUGAAUUGAAGCAUGUUGAGGAUUUUUUUUUAUUUUGUUUUAUUUUUCAAUUUCUAAAGAGCCUAAUUCGUUUGUCGGAUAUGACAUCAAUUACGAGUCACUACAAAAAUUUAUACUAAGUAAUGUCUCGUUAUUCAAAAUAUAUUGGUAAAUGUAAAAUACAUUAUAAAUAAUAAAAUGUUUAAAAACCAA
Lucilia sericata (common green bottle fly) is the source of this 2090-nucleotide messenger RNA. It is a transcript of the gene AP-2mu, whose product is annotated as AP-2 complex subunit mu. Gene Ontology annotation, cellular component: cytoplasmic vesicle; AP-2 adaptor complex. The coding region runs from base 198 to 1511 and encodes 437 amino acids. Gene Ontology annotation, molecular function: clathrin-cargo adaptor activity. Gene Ontology annotation, biological process: intracellular protein transport; clathrin-dependent endocytosis. The record is from RefSeq and is a predicted model, not a curated record. The transcript has 4 exons. NCBI's taxonomy places the organism in Eukaryota, Metazoa, Arthropoda, Insecta, Diptera, Calliphoridae.